Messenger RNA from Corylus avellana, 1222 nucleotides. Its product is annotated as mitochondrial outer membrane protein porin of 36 kDa. Gene Ontology annotation, biological process: monoatomic anion transmembrane transport. Gene Ontology annotation, cellular component: mitochondrial outer membrane. Gene Ontology annotation, molecular function: voltage-gated monoatomic anion channel activity. The record is from RefSeq and is a predicted model, not a curated record. NCBI's taxonomy places the organism in Eukaryota, Viridiplantae, Streptophyta, Magnoliopsida, Fagales, Betulaceae.
CCUACCAUUUCUUGCUUCUCAGAGAGCGAGAGCUAUCAAUUCCAUUUUUUCGCCGAAUUUCUUUUUUGUGUGUUUCGGAUCUCUUAUUUUAGCACAACCAUGGGCAAGGGUCCUGGCCUCUACUCUGACAUCGGCAAGAGAACCAGAGAUCUUCUGUACAAGGAUUACCAGAGCGACCAGAAGUUCACCAUCACUACCUAUUCUUCCACUGGAGUUGCUAUCACUUCAUCAGGAACAAAGAAAGGAGAGCUGUUCUUGGCUGAUGUUAACACUCAACUGAAGAACAAAAACAUAACAACUGACAUCAAAGUGGACACAAGCUCCAAUCUCUUCACAACUAUUACGGUUGAUCAACCUACCCCUGGUCUGAAGGCAAUAUUUAGCUUCAGGGUUCCUGAUCAAAGGUCUGGCAAGGUGGAACUCCAGUAUUUGCAUGACUAUGCGGGGAUAAGCACCAGCGUUGGGCUGACUGCAAACCCUGUUAUUAACUUCUCAGGUGUUAUAGGAACUAAUGUUGUUGCACUUGGUACGGAUCUCUCAUUUGACUCCAAGACUGGGAAUUUUACGAAGUGCAAUGCUGGAUUGAGCUUCUCCAAUGCGGACUUAAUUGCUUCGUUGACCCUGAAUGACAAAGGUGAUACCGUGAAUGCGUCCUAUUACCAUACAGUGAACCCCUUCACCAACACAGCUGUUGGUGCUGAGGUAACCCAUAGCUUUACAACCAAUGAGAAUACCAUCACUGUUGGCACCCAGCACGCAUUAGACCCAUUGACCACAGUGAAGGCACGUGUGAACAACCUUGGCAGGGCCACUGCUCUGAUCCAGCAUGAGUGGCGUCCUAAGUCGCACUUCACCAUUUCUGGAGAGGUAGACACCAGGGCCAUUGAGAAGAGCGCCAAGGUUGGACUAGCUUUGGCUCUCAAGCCAUGAGUAUCCUGCCCUUUAUGGUGGGGGAGCAUUAAUGUAGGAGGCAUUAGGAGUUUACUUUAGUUUUCUCCUUUUGAACAAGAGUGCAUAUGGUUGUCUUUUCUAUUUUGGAGGUUUUGAAUUGUAAAAUAAAUAUUAGACGGUGUCACAAACCUAUUUUACACACCCUUGAGUUCCCACAAUCUCAUCAGUACCCCAGUUAACUGAGGGGAUGAAUGCCUUUCGAAGAGGUUGACUUCUGAGGUUUUGUACCAAUUCUUAAAUGGUUGUUUUUCAGCAAUUUCUUUUUCAUUUA